Molecule: messenger RNA, 471 nt
Organism: Pipistrellus nathusii (Nathusius's pipistrelle)
Lineage: Eukaryota; Metazoa; Chordata; Mammalia; Chiroptera; Vespertilionidae
Source: the annotation of a GenBank genome assembly
AUGUCCGAAGUCAAGACCGGCGGCCCCGAGUACGCCUCCUUUUUCGCGGUCAUGGGCGCCUCGGCCGCCAUGAUCUUCAGCGCCUUGGGUGCUGCCUAUGGUACCGCCAAGAGUGGCACCGGCAUCGCGGCCAUGUCUGUCAUGCGACCAGAGCUGAUCAUGAAGUCCAUCAUCCCAGUGGUCAUGGCUGGCAUCAUUGCCAUCUAUGGCCUCGUGGUGGCAGUCCUUAUUGCCAACUCCUUGACUGAAGGCAUUAGUCUCUACAGGAGUUUCCUCCAGCUGGGCGCUGGCCUGAGUGUGGGCCUCAGUGGGCUAGCAGCUGGCUUUGCCAUUGGCAUUGUGGGCGACGCCGGAGUUCGGGGCACUGCCCAGCAGCCCCGACUAUUCGUGGGCAUGAUCUUGAUCCUCAUUUUCGCCGAGGUGCUGGGUCUCUAUGGUCUCAUCGUCGCCCUCAUCCUCUCCACAAAGUAG